UACACCUUGACACGUUCUGUGCGACGGCAUGGCAUCCCCUCAGGUCCUUGAAAUCAUCGGAAAGCCCACCUCGCUACCACCAAUUCCAGAUUCCGUUCUCGAUACCCAGAUGACAGUCGCGGAUUCCCUCAUGAAAGGCCGUUUCUCCUGUCGCUUCUACCUGGACAAGGAGGUCCCCAAAGAUGUUAUUGAAUCAAUCGUUGACACCGCUCGAUUCUCGCCAUCUGGAAAUAACAUGCAACCUUGGGAAAGAGUGUACUGCAUCACUGGUCAACGCUUGCUGGCAGUACAAGACGACAUGUUAGCAGCGUUCAUGGAGAAUGCCACAACUGGGGCGCAUAAAUCUGGAUAUAAUUAUUACCCUCUUUUGGAUAUUCUACCGGAGAGGCACGCUAAAAGACGCGAGGAUGCUGGUCAGGUCAUCGGGAAAGUUCUUGGUAUUGAAAGAACCGAUGUCGCAGAGAGGGCCAGAGUUGCUGGGCGUAACUAUCAGUUUUACGGAGCCCCGGUUGCCCUCGUCUUCACCAUUAGCUCAAAGCUGGAGAAAGGUUCUUGGAUUGAUUUGGGCUACUUCCUGCAAAGCGUUACCAUCGCAGCUCGAAGCCGUGGUCUUGAGACCUGCAGCCAGGAGAGCAUCUCUACGUAUCAUCAGGUUCUGAGGAAGCACGUCCCGAUUUCAGAUGACGAGAUCGUCGCAGUCGGGAUGUCCGUGGGAUAUCCCGACUUGGAUCUCAUUCAGCGCUUCCCCUUCAUCCAGGCUCGCAGGGAGGUCAGUGAUAUCCUUGAGUUCCAUGACUAGUGCUCCUUUAGCCACCAUUCUCGCCUACAUCGGCGAGCAUGGAUAGGUGGUGUUCAGUGGUUAAUUGGGUUAGAUUACUGUACGAUUGCCUAUCGACCUUCAAUAAUCACCCAUCCG
Messenger RNA from Coprinopsis cinerea okayama7#130, 916 nucleotides. Its product is annotated as nitroreductase. The record is from RefSeq and is a predicted model, not a curated record. NCBI's taxonomy places the organism in Eukaryota, Fungi, Basidiomycota, Agaricomycetes, Agaricales, Psathyrellaceae. Gene Ontology annotation, molecular function: oxidoreductase activity. Bases 29 to 799 code for a protein of 256 amino acids. The transcript is spliced from 6 exons.